Messenger RNA from Lindgomyces ingoldianus, 970 nucleotides. Its product is annotated as L30e-like protein. The transcript is spliced from 3 exons. The record is from RefSeq and is a predicted model, not a curated record. NCBI's taxonomy places the organism in Eukaryota, Fungi, Ascomycota, Dothideomycetes, Pleosporales, Lindgomycetaceae. The coding region runs from base 141 to 521 and encodes 126 amino acids. Gene Ontology annotation, molecular function: RNA binding. Gene Ontology annotation, biological process: maturation of SSU-rRNA; ribosome biogenesis; mRNA splicing, via spliceosome. Gene Ontology annotation, cellular component: small-subunit processome; box C/D methylation guide snoRNP complex; nucleolus.
CUCUCCCUCAACACCACCACCCCCGCACCCCACGACAGCCAACAGAACGGGCGAGCAUACGCAGUGAACCCUCACGGGCGAGCCGAGCAGUGAACCCAGUUCUCCCCACCAGCACCUCUUCCUCACAAAACCCCCUCACCAUGUCCAACGACAGCUCUGCCGCUUGGCCCGUUGCCGACCAGGCUCUCUCGCAAGAGAUCCUCGAUCUGGUGCAGCAGGCCACUCACUACCGCCAGCUGAAGAAGGGCGCCAACGAGGCAACCAAGACACUCAACCGCGGCAUCGCCGAAGUGGUCAUCCUGGCCGCCGACACCUCCCCGUUGGCCAUUCUUCUCCAUCUGCCGCUUCUCUGCGAAGACAAGAACGUGCCCUACGUCUACGUUCCUUCCAAGAUGGCUUUGGGACGCGCCUGUGGUGUCUCUCGCGCUGUCAUUGCCGCCUCAAUUACCACGAACGAGGCUUCGGACCUCAUGAGCCAGAUUCGAACUCUGAAGGACAAGGUUGAAAGGCUGCAGAUCUAAGUGAGAUCAAGGCCGACUGGAACUACAACUAUUGCUGGCCAAGUGCGGAAUCUCGGAGAAAAAUUUGUCUGGACUUCUCAGCCACCUGCUUAGGAACAUACGUGCUCAGAUAAGACCAGCUACAAUCUGAUACGCAUAUUAUACCAUAUAUCCCCAAGUCCACCUAAUCUUAUUGCCACGCCUCCAGCACGCAGCACGGAAAGUGGGAGCACUGGGCUUGCUAUGACGAGGAUAUCCUGACCGUGUGAUUCUAACCAAGCCCUCUUUGUCCUUGCCGACUGCUCAUAUAAACUGCCCGUCGGACACAACGACAAGGAGACUGGUCAGGAGGUCUAAUUAUUAUAUGCGCUUUCCAUGCAUGAUCUUCGGUUCUAAUCCAAUAAUCUGGUGGAAGGGAUCCUAUCGAUUCCUUAGAUGAGGGAGGAAUAGGGUGUGAUGCGAGAUUAGAC